Messenger RNA from Malania oleifera, 2541 nucleotides. RefSeq names its product endoglucanase 11. Gene Ontology annotation, molecular function: hydrolase activity, hydrolyzing O-glycosyl compounds. Lineage: Eukaryota; Viridiplantae; Streptophyta; Magnoliopsida; Santalales; Ximeniaceae. Gene Ontology annotation, biological process: carbohydrate metabolic process. The transcript has 5 exons. The record is from RefSeq and is a predicted model, not a curated record. Bases 767 to 2341 code for a protein of 524 amino acids.
GCUCAUAACGAGGCAUGUCGAGCCAUAUGCCCCAAAAGUCUUGCUUUGACAGCAACUGCAUAAGGCAUAAAGUAUAAACAAUUAACAUGGAAGGCUUGGCUUAACAAAAUUUAUAUACACCCAGCCUUGCUCAAAUCAAUGCUGAUCCCGAAAACAGAAAAACCAAAAACAAAAACAAGAUCGCAAAAGCAAAAUAAAACACCAUAAAUAUAAAAAUUAAAGGAAGAAAAGAAAAGAAAAAGAAAAACGUUGUUCUUGUCUCCCACUCUGCAAGUGCAGACUCCAUAUGAGGGAAGUGUGCUGGAUGGCAGGGGCAAUGGCAUUGGCAUCACCUGAGAAUUGAGAUACACGGAAGAACAUAAUUCUACACGAUUUCAAACUCUGAGAGUCUGAUCGACUUACUUAAUCUCAGGAUCAUGGGACAUUUGACCAUCAUCUGAUCUUCAAUUUUGGAUCAUGGGGUGGUCUAUAAAACCCACCCCAAAGUCCAAAGAAACCUACAGAAGCGGUUUCUACUUUCUCAUGCAAUUCCUCUGAAAGCACUGCCCAUAUGCAGGGGCACCCCAUUUUCCAUGUAUGGCAAUACAAAUACGAGAGAGAGAUAAAGGCAAUAUAAUGUUCUGGUUGUCAUGUGAGGGGCACGUGCAUUAACUGAACUGUAGAGUAUAUGCUAUAAGGCCCCUACUUGAAGGAAGCAGAGGAGGGGGGUGCUCUGUUUUUCCCCUCUUCCUAUCACUCCUGAAAUUCGCUUUAGGAGGGAAGGACAAUGGAGAAGAAAAACCAAUCGAAUCAUCAAUGUGGAAUUCUUAGAUUUCCACAGCUCUUCGUAUUAGUAAUCCCUCUCUUCGCCAUUGUCGCCGCCGCUCGAGCUUUCGAUUACCGCGACGCUCUCGCGAAAUCUCUGCUGUACUUCGAAGCCCAGCGCUCCGGCCGCCUGCCUUACAACCAGCGCGUCCCCUGGCGCGACCAUUCUGGCCUCACCGACGGCCUAGAGCAAGGAGUGGACUUAGUCGGAGGAUACUACGACGCCGGCGACCAUGUGAAAUUUGGGCUGCCGAUGGCAUUCACAGUGACAAUGCUCUCAUGGGGAGUCGUUGAAUUCCGGGAACAGAUCGCGGCCGCCGGCGAGCUGGAGCACGCCCUGGAAGCCAUUAAAUGGGGAACCGAUUACUUCAUAAAGGCUCACACAAGCCCAAAUGUGUUAUGGGCAGAGGUGGGCGAUGGAGACACGGAUCACUACUGCUGGCAGCGGCCGGAGGACAUGACGACGUCGCGGCAGGCUUACAAGAUCGACGAGAACAAUCCGGGGUCGGAUCUCGCAGGAGAGACGGCGGCGGCCAUGGCUGCGGCGUCAAUCGUGUUCAGGAAAACAAACCCACAUUAUUCCCACCUGCUGUUGCACCAUGCCCAACAGUUGUUUGAGUUUGGGGAGAAGUACAGGGGAAAGUAUGAUGAGAGGGUGGAGGUGGUGAAGAGGUACUAUGCGUCGGUGAGUGGGUACAUGGAUGAGCUGCUGUGGGGGGCAGUGUGGCUAUACAAGGCCACCGACAGGGAGGACUUCUUCAGCUAUGUCAUUAACAGGGCUCACUGCUUCGGUGGGAUUGGCUGGGCCAUUACCGAGUUCAGCUGGGAUGUCAAGUUCGCUGGCCUCCAAAUCCUUGUUGCCCAGUUGCUGGAGAACGAGAAACACAAGCAGCACGCCCACAUUCUGCAGCAGUACCGCUCCAAAGCAGAGCACUACCUCUGCGCCUGCCUCAGCCUCAACAAUGCCACCGCUUCCAACGUCGACCGCACCCCCGCCGGCCUCCUCUUCGUCCGCCAGUGGAACAACAUGCAGUACGUCUCCACCGCCGCCUUCCUCCUCACCCUCUACUCCGACUUCCUCCGCCGCUCCGCCCAACCCCUCCGCUGCCCCGCCGCCUCCGCCUCGCCCGACCAACUCCUCCGCCUUGCCCAUUCCCAAAUCGACUACAUUCUGGGGUCCAACCCCAUGAACAUGAGCUACCUGGUGGGUUACGGGUCCAGGUACCCCACCCGGGUGCACCACAGGGGCGCCUCCAUAGUGUCGUACAGAGAGAACAAGGGGUUCAUCGGGUGCACCCAAGGGUACGACAACUGGUACAGCCGCUCCGACCCCAACCCGAAUGUUCUGGUCGGGGCCCUGGUCGGAGGACCCGAUUGCCGGGACAAUUUUUGGGACCAGAGAGGGAAUUAUAUGCAGACGGAGGCCUGCACCUACAAUACCGCGCCGUUGGUGGGAGUGUUUGCGAGGUUGGCGGAGUCGGAGACUAGCCGACGGCCAAAUGGGGAUGAGGAUUCAGCUCUGAUUGCGUCUUACUAGAAUAAAAAAAAUAUAUUAUAGGGAGUAUGGGUAUUUGUUUUUCAUAUAUAAUUAGUGCCUUUUUUGGUGGCUCAACGCAAGGUGUUGGAGCCAAUUUUAUAUUAUUGCUAUAUAUAUAUUGUGUUUAUAUGAUUAGUGUGUAAAUGUGAACAGCUUGUUUAUGAUUAUUGAAUUGUUUUAAAUUUUAAAUUUUUGAUUAA